GUUUUUGUGGCAUUUAUUGACGUCAAUGUGAAAAUGGCGUACAAUGAUGAGGACUUGUGUACAAAUCACGCAGAUUUUGCUGUAAUAUGUUCAUUUAUCGACAAAUUUGGGGAGAAGUUAGGUUUAACUCUUCCCAACAUAGGCGAGCUUCAAACUUUAUUAGAAGACACAGAUAACGUCAGUCCUAUCUUGGGACAAACUGUAAGUCAGCUAUUACGACGUAUCAACAAAUCUGUAAAAACUGAUCGUUGGGAGCGAGGUUUGCAACGGUUUGCUCACUCCUACUCUCAUCAAGAUGGGUGGGAACUUGAACGGUUUGGCUUUAAAAAAGCCAAACUGGAAUGCAAGAUUCGUGUUCUUAAGAAUCUUAUGGAAGCUCAGUUUGAUAUGUACAAGAGUUUCAAAGAUAAAGUAAAUCUAAUAUCAGCAAAAGAGCUUCGCCUUCAGCCUUACGGCCGUGAUAAAAAGGGAGUUUCCUACUGGUGCCAGUUAGACGACUGCGCAAAUCUCCGUGUUUACUGUGAUGACCAAGAUGAAGAAACUUGGACGCUUGUUGCAAGCUCAAGAGAUGAACUUGUGGCACUCAUCGCAGAACUGGAUUCAGAGACUCCCCCGGGAGCCAGCAGAGAAAUGUCAGUUGAUGGAAGUCGUAGUGGAACAGCUACACCCAUGGGACUGAGUGAAGCACCCACGCCUGUUGACAGCAAAGCUGCCACUCCAGUUGCUAGUGGGAGAACCUCGCCCAUCCUAGAUACAGGCCAGGACAAGGAAAUCGACCAGAUUGACAAAACUGAAGAGAAAAUCAAACCGAAGGUUGUGGAAGUUGAGAAGAUUAAGGAGAAACUAGAGGGAGAGAAAACAAAACUAGUUAGUGGGGCAGGUGGAGAACUGCAAGACAGUGUGGAGAAUGAGAAAAAGAAAGAAAUUUUACCAGAGGCCAAAACAGAAACCAUCUGUGAUGAGAAGAAAGAAUCUGUGGAGGAGAAGGUAGAAGAAAAGGUUAAGGAAGAAGAGAAACAUGAUUUGAAAGUGGAAGAGAAAGAUGAAGCAAAAUUACAGAAAGAAAAAAUUGAAAAAACUGAAGAAAAGCCACAGGAUAAAGAAGGAAAAUAUUCAUCUGAAAGUAAAGUAAAAGAAACUUUACAGGAAGAGCAAGUAAAAGAAAGGUUGCAGAAAGACAAAACUAAAGAAAAGGUGGGAGAAGAACUAACAGAGAAGUCAAAAGAUUUGCCAAAGGAAGAAAAGGAAGUAGUAUUGAAGGAGAAUAUCAAGAGAGAGGACACAAAGGAAUCCUUACAAGAGGAAAAGACAAAGGAAAUCUUAAAAGAAGAGAAGGCUAAAGAGAUCUUAAAAGAAGAGAAGACAAAGGAAACUUUGGAAGAGGAAAAAACAAAGGAAACAUUACAAGUGGAAAAGAAAAUAGAGACACCAAAAGAGAAGGUAGAUGAGUCUGUACAAGAAGAGAAGCCAAAGGAGGCAUUCAAAGCUGUGAAAACAGAUGAAAAAUUGCCCAAGGAAAAAUCAGCAGACUUGGCUAGUGCAAAAUUGGAUGCUGAAAAGGGAAAGGUUGACAUAAAAGACGAAAAGGUUGUAGCUGUUGAAGAAAGUAAAUCAUCAGAAAGGCAAGUAACCAAGGAAGAAAAUAUUACAGAUAAGGCUGAAAAGAACAUUAAAAAGGAAGAAGUUGAUAACAGACUCUCAAAGGCUGAGGAGACUGAAACACAAAAGAAAGACAGUCUACCUCAUACUCAGAAGGAGACAGUUCAUUUGGAAACAAAACCAAUGGCAAAGUCAGGGGAGCAAGACAAGAAAACUGAAGGAGAACAUGUAAACAAAACAGAAAGAGAACCAGUAAGGAAAACCAGUAAGGAAAACAGAAGGAGAACCAGUAAGGAAAACAGAAGGAGAACCAGUAAGGAAAACAGAGUGAACCAAAAGAAAAGAACAGAAAAGAAAACAGAAGAAAAGGCACCUCUACCAGUGCCUGUUAAACCUGAAGUUAGUGUCUCCUCACUUUGUGAAGAUAUAAAAGCAAAGAAAUACAAAUUGGAGAAAGAGAAAAAUCUUCAAGACGAAGAGAGAGACAGAGGAAAGUUUGGGUUCAGUGAAAAGUUUGAGGUUAAGAAGAAAGAGAGUGUGUGGGACAAGUUGAACAAAAUGAAGGAAACAUCCAAGAAGGAAGUGCCUGAGAGCAAAGAUCUGAUUGGUGGCUAUAAGCCCAGUGUGGCAAAACCUGGAUCUGAUGUGCAGAAGGAUAAGAGGUCAGAGGCCAUGAAAGAGGAGAAGGAGAGUUCUGAAAUGGCCAAACCGAACACAGACAAAUCCUCAAUCAAGGUUAGUGAAUCUUUACCAAAGCUUGAAGGUAAGCCAACAACUACUUCAAGUGGUGAGAAAUUGACUGAAGGACUCAAAGGUACAAUGCAGGAGUCCCAGAAGCCAUCUGGUGUAAGUACCAUUGUCAGUCCUUCAACUGUGCUAUUAAACACUCCCUCCAGUACCUUACAAGCUGAUAAUACUAUUACUGCAUCCUUGAAAAAACCACUAGCUGUUUCUCCAACAAGGAAUGAAAGUACUCAUGAGCCUCCACAGAAGAAAUUAAAAGUGGAAGAUAUUAAACCUCUUGAAUCUCAGAAAAGUCCUCCCAUUGAGGAGCACAAAAACAUAACUCAGAUCUGUGAAUCAGUGGGUAAAGGGGGACAACUUUUAAAUAAAUCAGAUUCUGCACCAAGCAGUACACAGUCUGAGGUUAAGCUUAGUAUGAAAUCAGAAACAACUGGAAGUAACUUUGCUUCUAAAGAAGAUAAACAAAUACCUUUUGAAAAGGAUUCUGAUAAAACAAAAAAUGCUUCUGAGCUAUUAAAAAGUGAAAGUCUAGUUGUAAAUACAAAGGAAGCUCAUUCUGAUACAGACAAAAGUCUGUGCAAGCCAGUUCAAACUACGAAUUCUGAAAGUGCAAAAGUAGAUCAGGAAAAGGUAGAUACAAAUAUUCCAAGUGCAAGUAACACAUCACAUUUGAAAGAUGAAACUAAGAGAAGCAAUGAAGAAGUUAGUAAGUGCGUACCAGUUCCAGAGGAAAGUAAAAGUGAAAGGCAGAAAGAUUUAGCUGCAGAAGAAAAAAUGGAAGUGGAGACAUCUACUUCAGACAAAGAAAAAAAUACCACAAAUGUAUCUUCUGAGACUGACACAGGUGCUUUACCAGUAAAGGAUGAAAAAAUGGAGGUGGAAUCAUCAAGUGAGCCUAAACCUUGUGAACCACCAGACAAAACUGCAGUUCAUGAUGAAAAGAAAUCAACACAUGAAGACUCAAAGAUGGAAGUUGAUGAGGCAGUCCCGGAGGAGCAGCCAUCACAGAAAGACUCAGCUAGUGAUGCAAAAAUGGAUGUUGAUAAGAAACCAAGUGAUUCGACAGACAAAAACAGUGCAAAACCCAUAGGACCAGAACCUGAAGUAGGGGAAGCAAUCACAGAACCUGUCAUGUUGGUGAAGGGGGAUGGUGAAGGUGCUGCUUGUGAGGCAGGAAACCCACUGCUGGACAGUGAUAUUGAAUGUCACACAGACUCUUCAAAGCCUUGGUGGGAGUGUUUUAGUAGAAGUGAUAGUUCAGGUGAUAGUGUAGGGGAAGCUGUAACAGAAGAAAUUAUGUAUUUCUGGGGAGAGGGCAAUGGUGCUGAUUGUGAUGCCGGAAAUAAUGGUGAUGAAACCGAAACUAAUUCUGAUGCAAAGCAAGCUGACAGUGGGGGGAGUAGUGCAGCUGUUACAGCAGAAAAUCAAGGAAACCCAACACCAAGUGAAAUAAAACCCCAAAAGGAGGUUGAUAGUUUAAGACCUGACAAUGAAGCAAAAGUAGUUGACGGAGUCCCAGACAGUGAUGAAACAAAAGUGAAUGGAAUAAGAACUAUAGACUCAACAGAAAAGACAGAGAAAAGUUUGAGUAUGCCUGAAAAAACAGGGGAAUUGGUUGAGAAACAUAGUAGUGUUAAUGGUAAGAAAACCAAGGAGAACAGUGAUGAGUGCAAUGAUAGAGAUAAGAGUGAAGUGGAUGCAGUAAAUGAUAAAGAGGAAGUAGUAGAGGAAAAAACUAAAUCAGAAUCAUUUGAGAAUGAAGAGAAAAGUUUGACAAAUGACAAAGAUGAGGAGAAAGAAAAUACUGAGGAGAAAAAUGAUACAGAAAAUGUCAGCAAGUCAGAAACUGCCGACAGCUUAGAAAAAAAAGAGGAGGCAAGGGAGGAUGAGGAAUCAUCAAUAAAAGAGGAAGAGAAAAGGGACAGUGAAAGUGAAGAGGAAGAUGAAGAAUCCAAACCAGUUAAAAGAGGCCGGGGCAGGCCUUUCGGCACUCACAAAAAACGUCCGAAAGGCAGAGGAAGGCCAGUGAGGAAGGCGGCUGAUCAGGAGGCCCAAGGUAGUGAUGCUGAAAAUGAAGAAAAGGAAGGAGAAGCAGACAAUGAUGGAGAGGAGGAUGAAGACAAAUCACCAAGUAAAAAGAGAAGACAACGAGGGAAAGGCAGCACUGCACGACCAUUGCCUGAUGUUCCUAGACAAAGGUCAGCACGCAUUGCUAAGAUAAGAGAGAAAGAGGAAAUGGAGAGAAGAGAGCUGGAAGCUCAACGAAUGAAACAGCUGGCAGAAGAAAAUCGGCUGAAGGAGCUCAAGAGGAAAGCCAGAGAAGAGAGACGAGUAAGAUGGAAGCUCCUCAAUUUACUAUUUAAAGCUUUUGUUUUCUAA
Penaeus vannamei (Pacific white shrimp) is the source of this 4722-nucleotide messenger RNA. NCBI's taxonomy places the organism in Eukaryota, Metazoa, Arthropoda, Malacostraca, Decapoda, Penaeidae. The record is from RefSeq and is a predicted model, not a curated record.